Messenger RNA from Sorghum bicolor (sorghum), 1818 nucleotides. RefSeq names its product RING-H2 finger protein ATL32. The coding region runs from base 206 to 1342 and encodes 378 amino acids. Lineage: Eukaryota; Viridiplantae; Streptophyta; Magnoliopsida; Poales; Poaceae. The record is from RefSeq and is a predicted model, not a curated record. The transcript has a single exon.
UCUAAACAAGGCCAUAAUAGUAUGACAAGUAAACAGUUCUCCGCACAGCUUCCCCUCCCGCUCGAAUUCUCAAUCAUCACACGAUAAAAAGUGGUGUCAAGUACAGUAGUUUGCUCGCAAAGGGCAAGAAACUCCUGCAGCUAAAGCCAUCAAUCCUUCCAUUUCAUUAGCUCUGCCUCUGCAGUCAGCAGUCAGCACACCCUCCAUGGCCAUCCCGAACGCGAGGCGGCCAAACCCACUUGCCGCCCUCUAUCUCCUCCUCGCCGUCGUAGGUGCUUUCAACACGGUCACCGCACAGGCACAGGUGCCUCCACCACCGCAGCUGCAGCUGCUCAGCGAAACCACCGGCCGGACCGUGCCUACUACCGUCAUCACCGUCGCCGCCAUCGUCUUCUUCGUCCUCGUCUUAUUCUGCGUCCUCAUCAACCAGUGGCGGCGUAGCAGCAGCUCCGCGGACGCGGACGCCAGCGCUGGAGGAUGGCAGGCUUCCAUCAGGUGGCGCAGGCGAGGGCUCGACCCGGCGGCGGUAGCCUUGCUCCCGAUCUUGCCGUACGCGGAGAUCAGGAAGCACAAGAGCGGCGGCGGGGUGCUGGAGUGCGCCGUGUGCCUCACUGCGUUCGACGACGGCGACGAGCUCCGGCUGCUGCCGCAGUGCUCCCACGCCUUCCACCCGGACUGCAUCGACCCCUGGCUCGAGGACCACAUCACCUGCCCGCUGUGCCGCGCCAACCUCGAGAGGCCCGUGAUGCCGCCGCCGGCGGCGUCGCUUUCUUCGCCUGAGACGAAGCCGCUGCAGACGACGCUGGAGGCGGCUGGCGUCACUGUUCGCGUCGUGGAGGUGGAGAACGACGACGAAAGGAGGAGAGAGGCACAGGAGGAGACCGUGGACCUCGUGAAGCUGCGCGCGCGCGCGGCGAGGAUGAUGCCGCGGUCACGCUCGACGGGGCAGCACUCGGCGUCGGCGUCGGCGUCGGCGGUCGCGGCGGAGACGACGGGAGACGACCGCGAGAGGUUCACUGUGCGGUUGCCGCCGCACGUUCUGGAGGAGGUGCUCAAGUCGAGGCGGCUGCGGCACGCGACCAGCCUCGUCAUCAGACUAGGCGGCGCCUCCAACUGCGAGGGGAGCUCAUCGGCGUGUGGCGAGAGAUGCCACGGCGCACGACGCCGGUGGCCGUCCUUGUUGGCCAGGACGACGUCGUGGGCACAGAGCGUCGCGGAAGUGUCGGCGCGGUGGGGAGGCGUGGGACCCGAUGCAGGCGCAAGGAAACCGCCGUGCGGUCAUGUGGUAUGCUCCACGGCGGCGCGGUGGCCGGCCAGGUGCAAGGCCAGGAAUUUGGCUUGACUUUCUUUUCUUUCCACAUGAUUUUUCUUUACUUUUUUUUAGUUUGCUCUCUCUUUGUGUGAAUUUGUAUCUUUUCUUUCGGUCAAACUUUUUUUUGUGAUUUUGACUGACUUCGUAAAAAACAACAUGGGCACCCACUACACAUCAGUUAGGACGGCGUGAAACAUGGCGUUCCUCCCCUAUUGAGUCCAAAUAAUGUAUAAAAAACGGGCUUGUUGGGUUGUGCCUAAGAGCAACUCCAGCAGAUAUGUUAUCCAUAUUGUCUAGACUAUUUUUAUAUUUUUAAAGCAAAAGUUAAACUCCAACAGAUGUGCUAUCUGGUUUGCUAAAAUAGCAAGUUUGCUAUUCCUAAACUUUCGCUUGUCAUAUAUAGCAUGUCGUCCUCACUAGCUAUCUUAUACAAAGGCUGUUGUGGAACUUUAUGCUUUAAGUGAGUUUUUUAUUUUAUACAAUGGCUAAAUCUUGUAAUUUAGAAU